CCAAGCCAGCUGAUCCAGCCGUGCCCCUCUCCCCAGUCUCCGGGGGCCGGCGGUGCCGGGGCCAUGGAGGACUCCCCACCGCUGGCAGCGGAGCUGGAGCACCUCAACGCCUCCCUGAACGAGUCCUGGGCCAACCCGUUCGUGCAGCCGCCGUGGCAGGUGGCCCUGUGGGCCGUGGCCUACGCGCUGAUCGUGGUGGUGGCCGUGGUGGGCAACGCCGUGGUCAUGUGGAUCAUCCUGGCGCACAAGAGGAUGCGCACGGUCACCAACUACCUGCUGGUGAACCUGGCCUUCGCCGAGGCCGCCAUGGCCGCGCUCAACACCGUGGUGAACUUCAGCUACGCCGUGCACAACGAGUGGUACUUCGGCCCCGCCUACUGCCGCUUCCACAACUUCUUCCCCAUCGCCGCCGUCUUCGCCAGCAUCUACUCCAUGACGGCCAUCGCGCUGGACAGGUCAGCUGUGGGGUCACUGCUGCACCCCCCCCCCCCGCGCCUCUCGGCCGCGGCCACCAAGGUCCUGGUGGGGCUGAUCUGGCUCCUGGCGCUCCUGCUGGCUUUCCCACAGGGAUAUUUCUCCGUCACCGCCGAGCUGCCGGGACGCCUCGUCUGCCUCGUGGAGUGGCCGGAGCCCGGCGGAGCCACGUCCGGAAAAGCGUACCAUUUCUCCAUGACCGUCCUGCUGUACCUGCUGCCGCUGCUGGUGAUCGGCUGCGCCUACGCCGCCGUCGGCCGCACGCUCUGGGCCAGCGCCAUCCCCGGAGACUCCUCCGACCGCUACCACGAGCAGGUGACAGCCAAGAGGAAGGUGGUGAAGAUGAUGAUCAUCGUGGUGUGCACCUUCGCGCUCUGCUGGCUGCCCUACCACGUGUACUUCACGCUGCAGUACCUGCGGCCCGAGUGGUACCUGCGCCGGUCCAUCCAGCAGGUCUACCUGGCCGUCAUGUGGCUGGCCAUGAGCUCCACCAUGUACAACCCCAUCAUCUACUGCUGCCUCAACGACAGGUUCCGGGUGGGAUUCAAGCACGCGUUCCGCUGGUGCCCGUGGGUCAGCGCCGGCGAGUACGAGGGGCUGGAGCUGCGCUCGGCGCGCUUCCUGCACACGCACAGCUCCGUGUCCAAGCUCAGCCGCAUGGACACCACCACCGUGGCCUCGGCGCUCGGCGCGGCCGACGAGGAGCUGGACGAGCCCAGCCGGGCCGAGCGGCUCUCCCUGGACAUGACCUCCAACGGCUCCUCCCGCAGCGACUCCAAGACAGUGUCCGAGAGCUUCAGCUUCUACUCCAACACCCCCACCUAGGGGUGUCCCCUCAGUGCCGCCCCGGUGUCACCGCCCUGCUUGUGCCGUGCCGGCGUUUCCUCUGCUGUUUUCCCGUCUCUUUUCCUUGGGAUGAGUUCUGCGUGUUCCAUUGUGGGGCUGGACACCAGGAAUGUUUCUCCAACUGCCCACUUGGAGAUGGAGGGGAUGCAGGAACGGGACAGAGCGGGGUUUUUCUCUGGAAUUCCAACACUGGCCAGCGCUUCCGUGCUCUCUGCGAAGCAGGAGGGAUCUCUUGGUGCAUCCCACCCCGUGGAAAACAACCCCACCCUGCACUUCCCUCUUCCCACCCUUCAUUUCAAUCUCCCCAUUGGAUCCCAAAAAAGGCUUUUUCCAGCUCCACAGGGAAUCAUUGGCCGCAGCGCAGAUCCAGGACUUCCCACAGGGCCUUGGAUUGUCUCCAGCAUCCACAUCCCGCUGCUCCGUGGUCUCCUGCUGCUGCUCCAAACCCGCUUAUCAGAGCAGGGAUUCCCAAAGGAUCAUCUGAAGAAUCUCCCAAAGGA
This is a messenger RNA of Ficedula albicollis (Collared flycatcher), 1820 nucleotides long. It is a transcript of the gene TACR1, whose product is annotated as tachykinin receptor 1. The record is from RefSeq and is a predicted model, not a curated record. The transcript has 5 exons. Gene Ontology annotation, biological process: positive regulation of flagellated sperm motility; G protein-coupled receptor signaling pathway. The coding region runs from base 64 to 1299 and encodes 411 amino acids. Gene Ontology annotation, cellular component: plasma membrane; sperm midpiece. Gene Ontology annotation, molecular function: substance P receptor activity. NCBI's taxonomy places the organism in Eukaryota, Metazoa, Chordata, Aves, Passeriformes, Muscicapidae.